This is a messenger RNA of Populus trichocarpa (black cottonwood), 2073 nucleotides long. RefSeq lists its product as uncharacterized. Gene Ontology annotation, biological process: ribosomal small subunit biogenesis; ribosomal small subunit export from nucleus. The record is from RefSeq and is a predicted model, not a curated record. NCBI's taxonomy places the organism in Eukaryota, Viridiplantae, Streptophyta, Magnoliopsida, Malpighiales, Salicaceae. The transcript has 5 exons. Gene Ontology annotation, cellular component: nucleus; preribosome, small subunit precursor; cytosol. Bases 103 to 1725 code for a protein of 540 amino acids.
AAACCCCAGCAUCAUCUAGGGUUUAAGGCACUUCACACGAUACUUUAGGGCUUUGCACAAAUCAGUUUAGCCUUGGCUCUUCAAUCAAACUCUUCUAAAAAAAUGGGGAAGAAGAAAUUCAUCGACAAGAAAAAAGCCGCAACUUUCCAAUUAUUCGCACGCGAUUCCUCCGAUCCCAAUUUCGACGGCACUGACCGAGUUUUCGUGCGAGUCGAUAACAAUCCCUACACAGUAGAAAGCCUCUUGCCCGGCAACAAAAUCUCCAGCAACAGCCACUUCGAUGACGAUCCUAAUUCAAUUUUCGCCGACGCGCCGGAUGAUAUGGAGGAUGGAGGCAAUGGUAGCUUUGGUAAUUCCGAUAACUUUGGAGGGGUUUUUUUUGGUGAGUCAUCCUCGGAGCCUUUCCCAGAGGAUGUUAGGAGAGAGAUUUUGGAAUUAGGGUUUCCCGAUGAUGGUUAUAAUUAUUUACUUCACUUGAGAGAGAUUAAAAGUACCGUUAAUGGCUCGGGUUUUUUUCAAAAUCCUAAAGCCAAGCUUAAUCAGCUUCCUCAUGAUGUUAAGGCUUAUGAUGCAUCGAGACUAAAAGUGUCGGAAUUGAAAAGUGAGGAUAGGAAUGAUAAGUCGAUUUACCAUGUAGCUUCGAAGAGUGUUGGCGUUAGGGUUCAGAAAGCUGUUGAUCCUGAAGUAGCGGCAUUGCUGGAUGACAGUGAUUUGUCGCGGUUUGGUUCCGAUGUUGAGGACUUGGAGGAGGAUUUUGUUGUUCGUGCGAAUCUUCCUGAGGGAGAGGAUGAUUUGGAUGCUGGUGAUUUGGUUGAGGGAUCGAAGGUGAUUAAUGAAGGGAUCAAUGAAUAUGUUAACUAUGGUCGAGAAAAUGUAGUGGAUCGCAGUGGGGUAGAGAAAGCAAUCAAUGCUCCAGUGGAGGUAAGAGGUGAUUUCGGAGAUGAAAAGCAGCGAGUUCGUCGUCCUUUGGAUGAACAAUUUGAUUUGCUUGAAAGUCAAGAAUAUGGCACUGAUGGUGAAGGUGAUGAAUAUGAUGGUUACAUAGCUGAAGAAGAUGAAUUUCUAGCAGGCAAGCUUAAACAUGCCCUUAAUGAUCAUGCAGUCGAUGACCUGGAACUUGAUGAAAAAUAUGAGGUUCCUGCAGAUUUAUUGCAUGGAAAUGAUAGACCAAAAGACAAAGAACUCUUAGAGUCGGCAGCUGCUGUCAUUCGCCGCUGUAGAGAAUAUGGGAAGAAGUAUGAAAAUGAGGAUGAAGAUAAAGAGGUUAUUAUUGAAGAGGAAAGUAGUGAUGAGUCAGAAAAGUGGGAUUGUGAGACUAUUGUCUCAACAUAUUCAAAUCUUGAUAACCACCCUGUUAAAAUUGGAGCUCCAGAAACUGCUAGAAAGAAGAUGUUGUCCAAAGCUGUUAUUGGGGCUUUAAACGCUUCCAGUCAUGUUAUUGCCCUUGGAGGAAAAGAAAAGCUUCCUGUAGACUUUUUGCCUCGCAGAAAACCUGCUGCAGAAAAGGUCAAGGGUGCGCCUAGCUUACAAGUGGAGCAGCAAAAGAGGAAGCAACAGGGCCAGGAGACAAAGGACGAGAAGAAAGAACGAAAGGCUGCUGUAAAGGAGGAAAAGCGUGAAGCUCGACGCGUGAAAAAGGAGAUAAAGGGGCUCUACCGGUGUGAAGCACAGCGUGCUCAGAAAGCUGCUGCUGUAGCAGGCCCAUCUUCCAUUCAUCUUGUGUAAUUUGCCAUUAGAUCAUUGCUCAAGACAACAGGAUCUUGUAGGAUGAUAUCGGCAUUGUUUGAAAACCAUCAAGGGGGAACAUUUGUAACUUGAGAAGGUGCUGUAUGCUUGGUUUUCUAAGGGGAGCAUUUUUAACAAGAAAAGGUUCUGUAUACUUCAUCCUCAGUUCCCCAUGGAACAUUUUUUUGAUGUGUUUUUGUUAUGAAGUUUAUUUUCAAUGUCAUACCUUGGGUAAAAUUGUCAAGGUUUUUGGAAGACACUUUUAGAUGGACUUACGAUGACUUACAAAGCCAUGGCUACCGUUUUGUUGGAAAACAUGUAUAAAUUAAUCACAUGUUUUCUCUGUCA